This is a messenger RNA of Chenopodium quinoa (quinoa), 944 nucleotides long. RefSeq names its product protein PFC0760c-like. NCBI's taxonomy places the organism in Eukaryota, Viridiplantae, Streptophyta, Magnoliopsida, Caryophyllales, Amaranthaceae. The record is from RefSeq and is a predicted model, not a curated record. The coding region runs from base 312 to 788 and encodes 158 amino acids. The transcript is spliced from 2 exons.
UUCCUCUCGCCCAGCCUCUCUCUUUCAUAAAUCUCAACUUGUCCCUACAAUUUCAUCACCCACAAUUUCUUUCUCAAAAAUUUAAUUAAAUAAAUCCAUAAUAAAUUGCAUCCGCCACCGAUAAAUAGUCCCAUAUACUAUUUUACGAUUACAGUAUUAAUACCGAGUACCUCGUAGUAAUUACCGACAAUGCGAUUAUUUUUUCGUAUAAUUAUUGUUGUAAACUAACAGUAAUAUAGUAAUCCUUAAUUAUGUUUCUCCUCCAUCACAUCAAAUUAAAGUAAGAUUACAAGGAGAUAAAGCUUGUGUCAAUGCAAACAAACAACACCGACGACAACGACAACGAUAACAAUCACGAUAAAUUAACAGAGGAAGCACAAAUGAUCGACAAAUUCCAAUACACACCCUUCAAAGAAGAGGUGAUCAAGUUUGAGGAAUGCCCAAAUGAAGGUAAAUCUUCAGUAGAAUUGUAUAAUGUAGUAGGGGUAAAUAAGGAAGAUUAUAAGUUUCAAGAUGUUGAGGUUGUUGAUAGUUAUGAAGAGGGUAAAACAGAGGGUAAUGAUGAUGAUGACGACAACGACAACAAAAACGUGAGAUUUGGAUCAGAGGAAGAAAAUGGAGGAGAGAGAAACUUGUGUGAAAUUGAGAUUGAAAGUGAGGAUGAAGAAGGAGGGGAAAGAGAAAUUGGGAUAAUGGAUGAUUGGGAGGAAAUUGGAAGAAAGGAUUUUGAAGAGCUUCUUGGCAAUAAAGCAGGGUUUUACAAUGUUGAGGUUGAUUAUGAAAAAUGAGAUCAAAAUUUGAAGUUAAUUGUAGAGAUUGUUACAAUGUUGUGGAUUUGAUUGUAUUUGUAUAAAAUUUAAUUUGGACGAAUAAUAUUUAGAUUUUAGGGAUUGCCAUUAAUUGUACUUUUGAUAUGGAAUAAUAAAAUUCUUUUGAUUCAAUUU